AUGAAAGAACUUUCAAUAAACAGUAAGAUAGCUAAAGAAGGUCACAAGCAGAUUCUAAGAAGAAAGGUUGUUCAGGAGGAGUCAUUACGGAACGUCAUAUGUUCACUUUUCGUUGCAUCGUCGUUGCCUGAAUUCAAAGAACAAGCCUGGCCGUUCCUGCAGAAUCUGUGUCGACAUUUUGCAAUAUUAGAAGUGGGAGAAGCUCUUGGUUGUCGUUUCGCAAGGGAAAAGAGGUUUGACUUUCAAAAUGAAGAAAAAAGAUAUUUUCUAGAAACAAAAGUAAUGGCGGAAGCUUUAAUUGAAACCAUAAGUUCGGAAAAUCCACAACUUCGAAGUCUUGCCGCAUCUGCAUUGAUAUUGAUGCACGAAGCCUGCGUGCAGGAAUGGUAUCGUAAAAGUGGAGGAUGCUUGGGCAUUUCAAUCCUCACUUCGCAGCUCGAUAUGGGAAUAGAGUGGAUGUUAGAGCACGAAAUGGAAUUUGUCAGAUCGUUACUUUUUAUUCUGAAAGAUAUGUCCUCAGAGUUUGCUGCUGGAUAUGUCGACAACGCCGCUGAGACUCUGAUACACGUUCUUGAG
Molecule: messenger RNA, 576 nt
Organism: Acaulospora colombiana
Lineage: Eukaryota; Fungi; Glomeromycota; Glomeromycetes; Diversisporales; Acaulosporaceae
Source: the annotation of a GenBank genome assembly